UGAUCCAUCAUCAUCAGAAUGAGAUAAAGAUCAUAAGAAAAAUAUAAAGAAUGUAUGGAUAGACACCACCUACAUCCCUAGGGUUUACACAUGUAAGAGUAUGUGACACAAGUUCUCCUUGUAAAGGUGAUUACUUGGGAUCCUCGUAGAGGGAAUAUAAUUUACUUCAACCCGCUGGUUUAGGAAAUCUCAAAGAGGAAAAGUCGGUUCCCUGUUACGGACUGAACAGACCAGCAUGAGGAAAGAAUAAUGGCGGUGGGUCCCAAUGUAUCAAGGACAAAUUACUGUCAGGCGAGCAAAAAUCUAUAUCUCCCCUACAAAUAAUUCCACUCCACCCCACUCCAUCAUUAAACAUUUCGCCAAAGCCAUGACGGAAAUGCGCAGAGCAAGUCUCAGAACAGCCACAGCCCUCUUUCUGGCCACAAUUUUCUCAUACGGGGAGGCCACACGCUUCACGCUGGUGAACGAAUGCAAGCACAUUAUAUGGCCUGGAAUCCAGCCAGGUGCCGGUCACCUUCUCCUGGAGCGAGGCGGCACGUGUCUGGAACCACAGACGGCGAAGUCCUUCGAGGCCCCAGUAGGGUGGUCUGGUCGAAUUUGGGGGCGCUCAAACUGCUCCUUCGACGAAGCUGGUAACAAUGGCGGCUGCACCACCGGCGACUGUGGCGGCUCCUUCUUCUGCAACGGCAUGGGCGGUGUUCCGCCCGCCACUCUCAUCGAAAUCACGCUCUCCUCCUCCUCCUCCUGCAACGACUCUGCCUCUGCCUCCACAGCCGCCUGCAGUGACUUCUAUGACGUCAGUCUGGUCGACGGCUUCAAUUUGCCCGUAGCCAUUUGCCCUGCGGAGAGUGGGACGGGAAACUGUGGGUUAGCUGGGUGUAUGAAAGAUCUGAAUGAGCUUUGCCCUGCGGGACUUAGGGUUGAGGAGGAAGGGCGCGUUGUGGGCUGCAAAAGCGCCUGUGCUGCCUUCAAUUCGCCAGAGUAUUGCUGUACUGGUCGCUAUGGUGAUCCCCAUUCUUGUUCGCCUAAUACUUAUUCUACACUUUUCAAGGCUGCUUGUCCUGCUGCUUAUUCCUAUGCCUUUGAUGAUGCUUCCAGUCUUCUCACCUGUUCUGCUCAUCCUCACUAUGUCAUUACCUUCUGUCCUUCUGAUGCCUGAGAGGCUCUUUUCUUUGCCCUGUACAGUGAAUGAAUGUGCUGUAAAGCUCUGUUGGUGUUAAAGAUUGUUUUUUUAGGGCAGGGAAUGGGAAUGUGAUCGAUCUGAACAGUGGUAUGUAUGAAGAGGUCCCCAUUAAAGGUUUUGUUUUGCCUGUAGUGGGGUUUGAAAUGAAAGAAAGAAAACAACUGUGGUUUUCGUUCCGUCUCUUUGGUUUUAGUCAAAAAGUGACCUGCAGUUCCUUUGGCCCCGCUGUGUUUGCGCGCCAUGUGAUCUGCACGGUUAUACUGUUUUUGAUUUUUUUUACUGUUCAAUUAUUAGACGCGCCUUUUAUUUAA
Cryptomeria japonica (Japanese cedar) is the source of this 1494-nucleotide messenger RNA. RefSeq names its product thaumatin-like protein. NCBI's taxonomy places the organism in Eukaryota, Viridiplantae, Streptophyta, Pinopsida, Cupressales, Cupressaceae. The transcript has 2 exons. Bases 266 to 1159 code for a protein of 297 amino acids. Gene Ontology annotation, cellular component: extracellular region. The record is from RefSeq and is a predicted model, not a curated record. Gene Ontology annotation, biological process: defense response.